This is a messenger RNA of Cuscuta europaea, 1583 nucleotides long. The record is from the annotation of a GenBank genome assembly. Lineage: Eukaryota; Viridiplantae; Streptophyta; Magnoliopsida; Solanales; Convolvulaceae.
CUCCCAUCAGAUACUUUAUUGAGUAUAAUUUUAAUUUUUCAUGAAUCCAAGCCACUACAGCUGCUGUUCAAUUCUCCCCUUACCUAGCCAGAGUUGCGGAAAACGAUGGCCGGAAAAGAGUUCGGCAGCGAAGGUGGGAACAUCGCUGGGAUGUCGAAGAAUCAGCUCUACGACAUCAUGUCUCAGAUGAAGAAACUUAUGGAACAGAACGAGAAACAAGCAAAGCAAAUUCUGGUUCAAAACCCUACGUUGGCCAGAGAUCUCUUUCAGGCACAAAUAUUGCUCGGGAUGGUUCAGCCAACACAGACGAUGGGCACGCCAUCUCACAUUCAGCAGUCAAAUACUCAUCCUGUUCCAGCAGUAUCAUCAGGACAAAUGAAUUUGCAGGACCAAAUGAGAAAACCGCACCAAAUGCAACCUCCAUUAUUAGUGACACCUGUGACUGCUCCCCCAUCAAACCUUCAGCCACCAUCCUUGCCACCUCAUCCAUUACAUCCUGCACAACAGCCUAAAUCACACACUAGUGCCCUGUCAGCGUCAGUUUCAUUGCCACCUCAUCCAAACAUGCCACCACUUCCUCAUCUUCAACCACACAUCUCCUCCGUUCCUACUCAGUUGGACCAAUCGAUACAGAGUGGUGGCAUGCAGCAGCAUCUGUCGACAUUGCAGCCGCCACUACCACCACCACAGGUGAGACCUUCAGUGCAGUCCUUUUCUCAGCAAAUAAACCCCCAGAUUGGGCCCAAUGUAGGGUUUCAACAGGCUGGACCACCACCUCAGAUUCACCAUUCACAACCCAUGUUUCAUGGAGGUAAACCUCCAGGUCCAAUGGGCUCUUCAUUUAUUAUGCCAGGACAGCCACCUCCCCAGACACUCUAUCAGGGGGGAGGCUCACACAUAAGAACAGAUUUCAAUCACAUCGGAAGCUCCAUGCCCAUGGAUAGAGGAGGAAACUCUGCAUGGAUACCUGGCCUCAUCCCAGACAAUAAUACACCAAAAGCGCAGCUGCCCGGGCCUCCCCCACCAUUUCCGGGACAAAUGGGAACUGGGAAUCAAUCCGCUCGACAACCAGCUUUGACUCCUGAGAUGGAACACGCCCUUCUUCAACAAGUAAUGAGUCUCACACCCGAACAGAUACAUUUGUUGCCUCCUGAUCAGAGGAAUCAAGUUCUUCAGUUGCAACAGAUGCUGCGUAAAUGAGAGGAGAGCAAACUUGGCCAAGUACAAAACAACUUCUUUUGACAUCAUAUGUUGCAAUUAUGUGGCAUAAUCUUGUAUUUUCACAUCAGGUUCCAUGAGUUCAAUAUGUAUGUACUCCGUAAGCAUUUUAUGUUGAUUAUGAGUGCGAGGGCUGAACUCUGUAUUCUAGUUUCCCCAUUAUUGUUUGCAUUUUCAAUUUCUUGAGUUUAUAUAAUUCUUUGAUGGUCAAUGAGUCAUUCCCUACAUUGUCCAAAUACUAUGUCUAUUUUUCAAUUUCUUGAGUUAAUUUAAUUCUUUGAUGGUCAAUGAGUCAUCCCUACAUUGUCCAAAUACUAUGUAUCUAUGUGCCGUUCUAAAAACAUGUGAUGAAAUUAGUAGUAGAA